Cornus florida is the source of this 3739-nucleotide messenger RNA. RefSeq names its product probable LRR receptor-like serine/threonine-protein kinase At3g47570. The record is from RefSeq and is a predicted model, not a curated record. The transcript is spliced from 5 exons. Gene Ontology annotation, molecular function: ATP binding; protein binding; protein kinase activity. Gene Ontology annotation, biological process: protein phosphorylation. NCBI's taxonomy places the organism in Eukaryota, Viridiplantae, Streptophyta, Magnoliopsida, Cornales, Cornaceae. The coding region runs from base 110 to 3604 and encodes 1164 amino acids.
UAUCAGAAUUGGUUAGGGAGAGAGACAACUACACUAAAAUACAUGCUUGCAUAUUAAUACCACACUUGGCCUUCCUCCUCUGAUUCACCUCGACGUGUAUCACCUUUUCAUGAUGGAGAAAACUUGCUCCCUUCUUGUUUCUGUUACAUUUAUGUUGUUGGUGCACAACUACUAUUACUCUCUCAUGGCUUGCUUGGCUGUGAGUACUAGGAGGACUGCAACCAAUAUCAUCACUGAUCAAUCGGCUCUUCUUGCCCUGAAAUCCCAUAUCACUUACGACCCUCACAACAUGUUGGCCAAAAACUGGACCAACUCAACCUCCCCUUGCAACUGGAUUGGUGUCCGUUGCAGCACUCGCCACCACAGAGUCACUGCCUUAAAUCUUUUUGACAUGGGCCUAAGAGGCACCAUCCCUCCGCACAUAGGAAACCUCUCCUUUCUUACCUUAUUAUACAUCAGAAAAAACAGUUUUCAUGGUGAUAUCCCUAAAGAGAUUGGUCAUUUGCGUAGACUAGAAGCCAUCAGCUUCUACUCCAACGACUUUGCAGGAAACCUUCCUAAAGAAAUCAGCAAGCUUGCUAAUCUGAAGCUUUUGGACAUGCAGUCAAACUGGUUCUCUGGCUCCAUACCCGCCUCCAUCUUCAAUAUAUCCUCACUGGAAAGAAUUUGGUUCACCAAUAAUAACUUGUCGGGUAAUCUUCCAAUGGAUAUAUGCUACCAUCUUCCAAAACUCUAUGAGCUUCUUCUGUCCAAUAACCAGUUCGAUGGCCAAAUUCCUUUCACUUUAUAUGAAUGUUCAGAACUUCAAUCCUUGUCAUUGUCAUAUAAUAAAUUCAGUGGAAUGAUUCCAUCACAGAUUGGGAACUCAACCAUCCUAAAAGAGUUAUAUCUUGGCGGAAACAACUUCAAAGGUAAAAUUCCACAACAGCUGGGAAAUCUUCAUAGAUUGGAGACACUUACGAUUGAGAGUGCUGGCCUCACUGGUACCAUACCAUCUUUUGUCUUUAACAUUUCUUCUUUGAAAUGGCUUUCUCUCCAUAGCAAUAACUUUACUGGUAGGCUGCCACGGGGUAUGCACUGGCAUCUUCCUAUGCUUGAGAUAGUUCAUCUUGGCGGAAAUGAACUGUAUGGAAGCAUUCCAAAAGAAAUUGGAAACUCUACUUCACUGAUGAAUUUAAAUCUACAGAAGAACAGUUUGACAGGUGCAAUACCACAAGAGAUUGGAAACCUUUGUGAUCUGGACUUCUUUGUUUUAUAUUCGAAUAGCUUAAAAGGUCCGAUUCCAGAAACAAUCUUCAACUUGUCGAAACUACGAAUCCUUGGAUUGACAGAAAAUCAUCUUUCAGGCAAACUUCCAUCAAGUAUUAGGCUACCCAAUAUUGAAGAAUUAUCCCUUUUUGGAAAUAACCUCAAGGGAAUUAUUCCUUACUCUAUCUCAAAUCUUUCAAAACUCACUGAUUUAGAUCUUUCCUAUAAUAAUUUCAGUCAUUCAAUUCCAAAUUCACUUGGUAACUUAGGACUCCUCGAAUUUCUAAACCUAGCAGGAAACAAUUUCAUCAGGGGAUCUUCAAACCUAGAAUUGAGCUUUAUCACUGCCUUGACAAAUUGUAGACGUUUAAACACAUUAUGGAUAAAUGGAAAUCCUCUGAAUGGCAUCCUUCCAGUAUCCAUUGGAAAUUUCUCCACUUCGCUUCAAGAUAUUUGGGCAAGUAAUUGUGAAAUUAAGGGCAGCAUUCCCAACCAUAUUGGUAACUUGAGCAAUUUGGCUUUCUUACGUCUACAACGUAAUGGCUUCACUGGAUCUAUUCCAAUGAUAGGGAAACAGUUGCAAAGACUUCAAGUUUUAGAUCUUCAAAUUAACAGGAUACAAGGGCCCAUUCCAAAUGAUCUUUGCCACUUACAUAACUUGGGUUCAUUAGCUCUAAGUGAGAAUGAACUUUUUGGUCCAAUUCCAAGUUGCUUAGGGAAUGUUACAUCUCUAAGAGAACUUUUUCUGGGUUCCAACAAAUUAAACUCCACAGUACCCAUAAAUUUGUUCAGCCUAAAAGAUAUUUUGUAUUUGGACUUGUCCUUAAAUUCUUUAAGUGGCAAUCUUCCCUCAGAGAUUGGAGCUUUAAAGGUUGUAAUAAAAAUAGAUCUAUCAGUAAAUAACUUUUCAGGUGAUAUCCCUAGCACAAUAGGAGGUAUGCAGAGCUUAAUCAAUUUUUCUUUGGCACAUAAUAGACUACAAGGACCUAUUCCUGAGUCAUUUGGAGACUUGAUAAGCUUGCAAUCCUUGGAUCUAUCUUACAACAAUCUCUCAAGCACAAUUCCAAAUUCAAUGGUGUCACUUUUGCAUCUUCAGAAUUUCAAUGCAUCUUUCAAUAGGCUAAGAGGAGAAAUCCCCACCGGAGGACCAUUUGCGAACUUCACAAAUCAAUCAUUCAUGUCAAAUGAAGCACUAUGUGGUGCCCCGCAAUUUCAAGUCCCACCAUGUCGUUCAAGCUCUCUUCACAGUUCAAGGAAAAAAAGAGUGUUGCUAGUUUUUUACAUUUUGUUGCCAAUUGUUCUAAUUGCUUUGACUUUCACGUUUGUAUCAAUAAGAUGCCAAAAGAGAAAUAGAACGUCAAUUGAAACGGAGUUGUCACCCACUUUAGCACACGAGAGAAUUUCAUACCAAGAACUUCUACGUGCUACUAAUGGUUUUAGUGACAGCAACUUGCUUGGAACAGGAAGUUUUGGUUCUGUUUAUAGAGGGACAACUACAGAUGGGACCAUUCUAGCAAUCAAGGUAUUCAAUUUGCAACUAGAAGCUGCAUCCAAGAGUUUCGACACAGAAUGUGAAAUGUUGCGCAACAUUCGUCACAGAAAUCUCACCAAAGUUAUCAGCAGUUGCUCCAACCUAGAUUUCAGAGCCUUGGUACUCCAAUACAUGCCUAAUGGGAGUCUUGAAAAGUGGUUGUAUUCUCAUAACUAUUUCUUGAAUAUCAUUCAGAGAUUAGAUAUAAUGAUAGAUGUGGCAUGUGCAUUGGGUUACCUCCACCAUGGUUAUUCAAUACCAUUGGUUCACUGUGAUUUGAAGCCUAAUAAUGUCCUUCUAGAUGAAGAUAUGGUCGCACAUGUUAGUGACUUCGGAAUUUCAAAGUUCUUGGAUGAGGGGGAAAGUAUUGCGCACACCAAGACUCUCGCUACUUUGGGAUAUAUAGCACCAGAGUAUGGAUUGGAAGGACUAGUAUCCACAAGAUCCGAUGUUUACAGUUACGGUAUUAUGUUAAUGGAGACAUUUACAAGGAUUAAGCCCACUGAUGAUAUGUUUGUUCGAGAUUUAAGCUUGAAGCUAUGGGUAAGUGAGUCACUACCUAAUGCGAUAAUUCAAGUUAUAGAUCCCAACUUGCUCAUACCAGAAGAAGGACAAAUCAAUGCAAAGGUGUUGUGUGUAUCAUCCAUCAUGGAAGUGGCUCUAAAUUGCUGUGCAGAACAACCACAGGAGAGGAUCAAUAUGGAAGAAGCCCUGGUAACACUAAAGAGGAUCAAACAUAAGUUUCUUGCAACUGGGAAAGGCGAGAAACAUAAAGAUUGCAUUGCUUUGAAAGGUGAAAGUGUUGGUAGCUCUUCUCGUCCAUGAUAUGAGAACUUCGUCGCAAAGGAAGUUUCCUCAAAUUGAAAUUAAGGUGGAUUGCUUGUCACCUAUAGAGACACAUAUAUGUUGUUUAUUUUUCAUUUAAAAAUAAAAAAUAAAAAUGGAUAUUUUGGUGUUGUC